This is a messenger RNA of Saprolegnia parasitica CBS 223.65, 1896 nucleotides long. RefSeq lists its product as hypothetical. Bases 1 to 1896 code for a protein of 631 amino acids. The record is from RefSeq and is a predicted model, not a curated record. NCBI's taxonomy places the organism in Eukaryota, Oomycota, Saprolegniomycetes, Saprolegniales, Saprolegniaceae. The transcript has 12 exons.
AUGACGAAGCGGCUCUUCCUGGACACGGUGCGGCACAUCUUGCGCGAGCUCUUCGAGCCGCUGGACGAAGCGUCCGUCGACGUCUCGGUGCUUGGCGAUCUAUUCGACGAGAGCCACCUGCGCUUUGAGUAUCUCUUUGUGAAGCUCGACGUCUUUAACGCUCUUCCAUGGCCGUUCAAGGUUCAAACGGCGUACAUUGGCCAGGUGCACGUCCAGGGCAUGCUGGGGGCUGUGGCGGGUGCCCCCAUGACGCUUCGGGUGCGUGAUGUGCACAUUGUCCUGAGCGCCAAAGACGUCGACUGGACUGACGUUGACGGCCUCCGUGUGGCUAAUGAGCUCUACGUGGCGCUCAUGCACCGUCUCUGGAACCGCCACCACAUGGAGGGUAGCGGCGCCAAGAAAACCGAGUCGGUCAAAAUGUGGCUCAAGCGCCGCAUCUACGCGACGCUCGACCACAUGACAAUCAAGGUCGAAAACAUUCACAUACGAAUCGAGGUGCCGUCGCCGCCGCCGACCCUCGAGACGCACGUUUUGGGACUCCUCAUUCCCACGUUUUCGGUGACGUCGUGUGAGUCCGACUGUCACAUCUUGCACCGACGCGACGUGCCCCCGGCGCUGCAUCCGACAACACCUGUCGUCUCCAAGGUCCUCAUGCUGGACCGCAUCACGCUGUACUCGGCCAUUAGCGCAACAGUUCCCGGAAGCUUGUCCUCGGCCCAAUGGCGGGACCAGUUUGCGUAUGUGUGGCCCGCUGAGGCUCGCGAACCCCUUCUGCACCCUGUUCGCGUCCAGAUAAAGGUAGACUGGGCCCAAGAAGCAGACGGUACAGCCAAGUACAAGAUACGCGCCGUCGACAUUGCAAUUAGCCAUCUUGACGUGACGCUGAAGCCGGCGCAGGUCGCACUGCUCUUGCAGCUAUGUUCGCACGUCGACACGUUCCAGCGAUACGUGCGGUACCAACGCCUCAAGCCGUACGGCCCCGAUCGACGCCCGUCGCUAUUGUCGCUACCGGCGUUUGUGUUUUUGCCGCACUGGACGCCGCCAGCUUCACAAGACAUCAAAACGCACCACAAACUAUCCGCGAGAGCGCGCUGGCAGUUUGCCUUGCGCUGCGUGCUUGCCGACUUGUACCCGCGCCGUGACACGCUCUGGCUGAGCCCGGUUAUUCUCAUGUACACAGACCUGUAUAAGCGCCAGGCAUCGCCAGCUUACGUCGCGCAUAUCACGAAGAGUUUGGUAGAAGACGGCAAAGCGAACACGCUCCCCAAGUAUGAGCCCUUGUCGCCACACGAGGCCGAUAUGCUCUCCGACUACAUCUACAAGAUUGCGUUGGACCACCAGUUGCUGUGCCGUGCCGUGUGCGAUCGUGUCAUCCGACAAGACUUUUCCCGCUUGAACGAUGCGCCGCACGCACCGCUUCUCAAGCGCCGGAGCCUCCUUCGCCUCGGCAGUGCACAGGACCUCACGAGUGCGCGCGGGUGGAAGUCGCUCUCGAAUGUCGAAGAUUUUCUCUUUGGCCAAGCUGCGCUCGGCGUGCAUGUACCCCGGGUCAAGGCGCGCGAUGAGCCACCGCAUCCCGUGCCGGCCUUCUUCCGCGUGCCCCGGCCUAUGCUGCACUUUGCGGUCGCCUCCAUGCGAGUGAGCAUCCAGGACGAGACGCAAUCAGACGUGUGGGUCGCAACGACAGGAUCCAUUGCCGCCGUGAGCAUUGUCGCGGCAGAAUACGUCCUCCUCGAGCUUCGGCUUGGUAAGCUUGGCCUCUCGAUUUCGUCAAGCCGGGGCACCCUCCCCCUGCCCGUUGCAAGCAUUGCGUACAUCCACGACGAGGCCGAUGGCUGCAUCUACAUUGGAGUGCGUUACGACCCAUGCUCGGUGCAUGACGGCUUUGGCGACUAA